This is a messenger RNA of Oppiella nova, 345 nucleotides long. The record is from the annotation of a GenBank genome assembly. NCBI's taxonomy places the organism in Eukaryota, Metazoa, Arthropoda, Arachnida, Sarcoptiformes, Oppiidae.
GUUCAAGAUUUCACAUUCAAAAACACAUCUUUGGAUUUGGACGACGGCUCUAAGAAUGGACGGGUAGAGUGGGUGAACAUCAAGUAUCACAGCGUUUAUGAUCCGGAACAGGCGUUUGAGAUGAUUAUCGAGUGGAUGGUCGCCACCGGAAACUCCAUCUCCGAAAUAGUGAUGGGUUGGAGCCGUAAAACCACAUCCACUGGUCUUCAUUUGGUUCCAAUACCUACCGAUCCAUUCGCUCUGCCAUUUUCGAGUAAAUCGGAUCCAUUAAGAGGUCCCAUAUAUAUCACACUCAGUAUCGAUAGUUUGCCAAAAAUUGCCACUAAAUUACUUGAAGGUAACGUA